AUGGGUGGAUGGGAAGUUUAUUGUGCAAUAUGCGGUGGUACGUUCUGUAGCGAAGUUGAUAUGGAUCCUGAAGGGACGGACAAGGACUAUUAUCGGUACGAAGUCCUUAGGGAUUGCAACUUGGAAUGGCUAGACAAAGUCUGUGUUCUGGGUAUUAACGAUGACGCCCAUGGAAACGAUAAAUCAUUUCUCAUGGAUGAUGGUCGUUACUGGGAUUAUGGGCAAGUCCACGUUUCCAGGGGAGAUGGUGAUGUUGAUAUUCAUAUGACUGCCUAUCAUGAUUUUUCCGAAAUUGGGCUGCCUUGUGUGUUUCCUUUCCAUGCAAUUUGCUACCAUGAUAUUCUUCAAAGAUGCCUCCGCCAAGAGGGCCCUGAACAAAUCAAGAAAGCUGUGUUAUUUGAAGUCUUCGAGAAUUUGAACGGUUAUCCAUACGUUAGGCUGCAGCUUAAUUACGGUGAACCAGAGCCCCUUGCUGAACAGGUUUGGCACCAUCCUCAAGGCCAAGAAAGUUUGGUCGUCAAUCCGGUUCAAAUUCCCCAGCUCGAGUCUGAACUUGAUGUUAUCGCGAACUCCUUCAGCAAGAAGGCCACACCGAGUCGGCAUUCCCACAGCGAAGAUAUUUUCAAUACUCUCCCGUUAGAGUUACGACACGAGAUUUUCAAACUUCUUCCAGCUGGUUCCAUUCUCGCUCUCAAGGCCGCUUCAUUGGUGAUGCAUACUACCGCCUUACCCUGCGACCUUUGGAAACGCACGUUAAUGAGUGAAAUACCUUGGCUUUGGGAGGUUCACGAUAUCGAUGCUUUCCAGUCCCAAGAGGUGGAGGACAGCACUUCCAAGCUACUUCUUGAUAUUCAGAAGAAGAGUCGGUACACAUCUGAGAAUGAUGAUUACAUUUUCGGACUUGCCAACAGGAGACGGAUUUGGGGCAUCUGCGAGCAGAUUCGUAGCCAUUACUUGAAAAAGCUCAAGGGUAUUUCCAAUGCAGAGAGCUAG
This is a messenger RNA of Penicillium crustosum, 993 nucleotides long. RefSeq lists its product as uncharacterized. Lineage: Eukaryota; Fungi; Ascomycota; Eurotiomycetes; Eurotiales; Aspergillaceae. Gene Ontology annotation, molecular function: protein binding. The record is from RefSeq and is a predicted model, not a curated record. The transcript has 5 exons. Bases 1 to 993 code for a protein of 330 amino acids.